AUGUCACCUCUCACAGGAUUCACGCCCCAAAAUGUCGAAUUACGCUUCGCCCCGGAACCGUACAGCCGAAAAAUGGAGUUGAACAGCUCUGGGAAGAUACACUGUAAAGUUGCAGGCGGAGUUUCACCCACCAUACAGUGGUAUCUGAAUGACGCGGAUCCGCUUCCGGACGGAGUUACAUCGGCUAAUGGAACCCUAAUGGUUUCGGAAGCUUCUAAGCGCCACGCAGGCCUGUACACUUGCAAGGCUGUAGACGGAGAUAAGAAGAUUGAAUCGAAAAUCACUCUAGAUGUAGUCGUAUCGCCGAGGAUAACGGAGCCCGUUCAAGAUCAGAACGUGCAGGUCACCGCAGGACAGGACGUCGUGCUGAACUGCGUCGCGUCCGGCGACCCCCCGCCCACGAUGCAGUGGGACAAGAACAGCGAUAUACUCACUCAGAUACAGAAUGGCGUGGCCAAUGAAGCUAGUGCCAACGCCUCGACUGCCAGUGUGGUGCUCCUCAACAACGGGUCUCUUCUGCUGAGGAAUGUGUCGGAGAAGACCAGCGCUCACUACGGGUGCACGGCUGGGAGCGCCGCGGGGCUGGUGCGCCACGAGCUGCUACUCACAGUCGCACCACGACACGAGUCAAACGGCGUGGCGGGGAAAGCCGUUGUCGUUUCUAUAUCGGUGGCCGGCGCCUACAUGGUGCUGGUGCUCGCGCUGAUGGUCUACUGCAGAAGACGAAGACUGAAACGUCGGCAGCGAGGUGAAAAAAUGGAACUGGAAAUGGUGGAGGGUCGAGAGAAGCUGGUGGAGGACGGCGAGACUGACGCGGUGAAGGUGAACGGAGGACCAGCGCAGAAUGGACGACUGUUGCCCCACGAGAAGGACAGCGGUCCUGAUAAUUCAGAAGUGUCCCGAGCCUCGAAGAAGUCUGGGAACUUUGAACGUCUCUCGCUGCCGCGGACCCUACUCACGGAUCCAAUCACACUAGGUCGCGGCGAGUUCGGCGAAGUGCUCCUGGCCAAGAUCGACAUGAGCCAGGUCGCCAAGCUGCGCAAGUCCGAGGGCGCCGACGCGGAGCCGAACCCAAGGCCCGUGCUCGUCAAGUCGCUCACCACUAAGGACGAGGUACAGCUGGCGGAGUUCCGUCGUCAGCUGGACGUGUUCGGGCGCGCCCGGCAUAGCAACGUGGUCGCCCUCAUCGGCCUGUGCAGCGAGAUGGACCCGCACUACAUGCUGCUGGAGCACACGGACUGGGGAGAUCUGAAGAGCUUCCUGCUGGCGACCCGCGGCCCCGACCUGGAAGAGGAGGCGGGCGCCUCUUCCCCCCGCCCCCCGGCGCUCCGCCCCCCGCACCUGGCGUUGUUGGCGGCUCACCUGGCAGCCGCGGCGGCGCACCUCGCCGGGCACCGCCUCACGCACAGGGACAUAGCCGCCCGAAACUGUCUCAUAACGUCGAAGCUUCAGCUGAAGCUGUCCUGCCCGGCCCUGACCCGCGGGCCGCUAUCUCGCGAGUACUACAAGCUGCACGACCAGGUGAUUCCUCUCCGUUGGUGCCCGCUAGAAGUGGUCCUUGAAGGAGACUACUCAACCAAAUCAGAUGUUUACAUGUACGCCGCCACCGUGUGGGAGAUGUACACGCAAGCCGAGCUGCCUUUUGCGAAACUGAACGAUAGCUCGGUGCUGGAUCGGUUGAAGACCGGAGCGCUCGAGUGGAGCGUGCCAGCCUCUAUGCCACAAUCGGUCGCCGACAUACUUAAACGCUGUUGGAGCCAGUCGCCAACGGAUCGCCCGCAGUUCGCGGAGGUCUGCGAAGAGAUCAACACCGUCCUACAGGAGACCACAUCAGAAAACGCUUCAACGAAAUCUCAGAAGACGGACGAGGAUAAUUGAGGCUAUCACCGUAAAAGUGGCCUAAUCUUACCUAAUAGUAUGGAGA
Messenger RNA from Bombyx mandarina (wild silkworm), 1924 nucleotides. RefSeq names its product tyrosine-protein kinase-like otk. Lineage: Eukaryota; Metazoa; Arthropoda; Insecta; Lepidoptera; Bombycidae. The record is from RefSeq and is a predicted model, not a curated record.